ACUUUUCCCACUAUUCAGUUUCAAAUUUUUUCUCGCUCAAUAUAAAAAAAAAAUCAAAAAUUUACCCAAAAUCAAAAAUAUACACUCACACAGUCCAUAACAAGACAAGACACCGGAAAACAACAGGCAACACACCCAUAUUAAAGCCAAAAAAAAAGGAAUCUAAGAAAGGCCAAAGGAAAGGCGAAAGACCAGACAAUUUUGUUUAAACUACGUACUAGCCUGAAAUCUUGAUGUUGAACCCACACAAUUGGCAACUUAAUUGAAUCAAGAGCCUGCAAAGGACUGAGAUCUCUGGAGCAAGAAUCAGGCACCUUUAUCUCAAGCAAUUUCAACAGACAUCCUAUCCAAAUCUCGAGAAUAAGCAGUGCACUUGCGUCCCAUUGAAAGUAUAACUCUUUUUUUUGGCCCAAUUGACACCAAAAACAAACAAAAACCACAUACCACUAAUGUAACAAUUUUUUUGAAGCCCACAAAAAGGACGAGUAAAGCAAAAAAAAAUUAAAUCGCAACGCACAACCAAGUUUUCGAAAAAAAAAAAAACAAAAAGUUUAAAUUCAAAUCGUAAAAGACAGUUGCGAAGACCCGUGAAAAAAUUUAAAAUAAGAAAUGCAAACGCGACUUUAAACCCAAAACCACUGACAAACGCUUCUUUCACACCGGUUCAGCAAAGGUCAGCGAAAGUUUCGACUCGGCAAUAAUAAACGAAAAUUACCAAAAAAUAUUGAAAAGAUACAGAAAAACCUAAUUACAAAUCGUAAAAUCCGUCAAGGAUAUGAGUAAAUCAAGUAAUUGAGCGCGCUAAAUUUAAAAAGUUAUCAUUCCACACGUAACAUCCGAAACGAUCAAGAGUUAAAGGCAGGAGUUAAACGAAGACAAGCUUAAAAAUACAAAAAUAUUGAGAUAUUUCAAAAGCUCCGAUUCGCCGCGACCCAAUCAAAUUCUAAAGUGUUUGACCAGCGAUUUUUGCACAACUUCGGUUUCAGUCAGGCAUACAGGGAUAUAUAUAUAUCUAAAGUGCAUAUAUAUCCGAUCGAUCGACUCACCAACGUCUAAGGUAAACCUACAAGAAACAACACACGCACACCAAAAAACCGAAAAGCAAAAAAAAGAGCUACUGAAAAUGGCAUCCGAACUGGAUCAAUUCGCCGACCUGGAACUCUCAAAGGAGGAUCGUGAACAGAUCUUCGAUCCGCCACUGGAUCGACAGCAGUUGGAAGGUGCUGGCACCUCAAGAGCUGCUGUUGGUCUGAACGGUGUCGAGUUCGAGGGCAGCAAGCUGCAUGCCGAGCAGCUGGACAAGAACCAGCGGCGUAGCCAGCGUAACCAGCGCAAUCCGUAUCCGGGUAUGCCCGGUCCCGGACGCCAGGCGGACUUUCCGCUGCGCAUUCUUGUGCAGAGCGAAAUGGUGGGCGCCAUCAUUGGUCGACAGGGCAGCACCAUCAGGACGAUCACACAACAGAGCCGUGCUCGCGUCGACGUCCAUCGUAAGGAGAAUGUUGGAUCGCUGGAGAAAUCGAUUACGAUCUAUGGCAAUCCGGAGAACUGCACCAACGCCUGUAAGCGCAUCCUGGAAGUUAUGCAGCAGGAGGCCAUCUCUACGAAUAAGGGUGAAAUUUGCCUCAAAAUACUCGCCCACAACAAUUUGAUUGGACGAAUCAUUGGCAAGUCGGGCAAUACCAUUAAACGGAUCAUGCAGGACACCGAUACGAAGAUCACUGUCAGCUCUAUCAACGACAUCAACAGCUUCAAUUUGGAGCGAAUCAUUACGGUCAAGGGAUUAAUUGAGAACAUGUCGCGUGCUGAGAACCAAAUUAGCACCAAGCUGCGCCAGAGCUACGAGAACGAUCUGCAGGCGAUGGCGCCGCAGAGCCUCAUGUUCCCCGGUCUCCAUCCGAUGGCAAUGAUGUCGACACCGGGCAACGGCAUGGUCUUCAAUACGAGCAUGCCGUUCCCCUCGUGUCAAAGCUUUGCCAUGUCCAAGACUCCGGCUAGUGUGGUGCCACCGGUCUUCCCCAAUGACCUACAGGAAACCACCUAUCUCUACAUACCCAACAACGCUGUCGGCGCCAUUAUCGGCACCAGGGGCUCGCAUAUCCGAAGCAUAAUGCGCUUCUCGAACGCAUCCCUUAAAAUAGCCCCCCUCGACGCCGACAAGCCGCUGGACCAACAAACGGAGCGCAAGGUGACGAUUGUUGGCACACCGGAGGGUCAGUGGAAGGCGCAGUACAUGAUCUUCGAGAAGAUGCGCGAAGAAGGCUUCAUGUGUGGCACGGACGAUGUGCGCCUCACGGUUGAGUUGCUUGUGGCCAGCUCUCAGGUGGGCCGUAUCAUUGGCAAGGGUGGCCAAAAUGUGCGAGAAUUGCAGCGCGUGACGGGCAGUGUGAUCAAAUUGCCCGAACAUGCCCUUGCACCGCCAUCCGGUGGAGAUGAAGAGACACCAGUGCACAUCAUCGGACUAUUCUACAGUGUACAGUCUGCCCAGCGACGCAUCCGAGCCAUGAUGCUUUCGACAAAUCCGCCGCCAAUAACCAAAAAACAGAAAGCUGCCAAAGAACAAUUGCAACAACAGCAACAGAGCCUAGCCGGAGCCGCGUCCAGCGGUUCCCAGCAGCAACAGCCACAGUCGCCAUCUCAACAACAGGCACUGCCGCCGCAAUUGCAUCAUCAGCCUGUGUCGUCGGCGUCGUCAUCGUCGACGCCGCCUGCACACCAUCAGCAGCAGGCGUCGACGGCAGCGACCUCACACCAGCUGCAGCAGCAGCAGCCAUCGCCGCCGCCACCUGGCAAUGCAACUGCGGCCGCAGCUCAGCAGCAGCAGCAGCUGGCGAGCUCACAACAGUAAGGAGGAAUCACCGUUAAAGGAGAGCCGGCGCCGCAGCAGCAGCAGCAGAAGCAGCAAAAGCAGCAGCAGCAGCAACAUCAGCAGCAGCAGCAGCAGCAGCAGCGAAAGCGCCAAAAAUAGCCAAGGCAGGGUUUUCUACUGUUGAUACUACCUCCACAGCACACCCAUAAGAUUCAAUACCCCAAGACCCAAAAGCACCCACCACAAUUUACAACCCUAUAUAACUACAAGCUAACCGUAGGCGCCACCUUUGUGCUGGCACAGGCGACGGCAAAAGUAAGCAAGCAACCUGGAGCAGUAACAUAAGCAAAAUUUUACGCAUAUAGAACUGUAGGGGAACCACCACAUCAAAAAGUGAGCUGCGUGAAGAGCUCUACUAGUUCAUAGCAGUGUAUUUCGACUUUAACAAGAUCAACAUAAAACAGCAGUCACACAGCAAGAAUAACAAUAACAUAACAUUCUUCAUUUGCAUACUAAGAAAUAAAGAGAAAAAGUUAAUAGAAAGCAGCGCGCUAUCGUUCAUAGAAACCACUAAAAACAAAACCCCGCCCAAAAAUCGAAACUUUGUGUUGUUGUUCUGCUAGUUGUAAACUUUUGCGUCAGCUGAGAAUUCGGUACCGCCUAAACUGUUGUGAACGUUUUCAAGGCAGUAGGAGUAAAACCUUAAAUAUUCAUAAUUUGUACAAGUAAACCAUAUAUUCAACAACAACAACACAAAGAGUCAAAGUAACUAAAGAGAAAACCCCUUAAACUAACACUAAAUUUGAUUGCAAAAAGGGGAAAUAAUGGAUAAUGAAGGAAAGUUUAGUAGUGUAUGCGUUAUAUUUUUUUUAAAUAUAUUUAACUAUAAAACGUUUAUUUUUAAUUAUUUUUUUUAACAAAGAUUUAGUAAGCUUACAUUUAAGUGGAAUGAAUAGAAGAGAAGUGAGCAAAGCGUAAGAGAAUGAGAUUGAGAAUCAAUUUAAAACAAAAAAAAAAUAAGUAGGGACAACCAUUUCGUUGAUCCCAAAACUACCGAGAAUUACACAAGAAGAAAAAGUACACAAGCGAAAAUAAGAAUCAAGAAAUAUUCAAAAAAAAAAAAAAAGAAAAACAACAACAAUACAAACAUACAUACAUGGAAAACAACAAAAGCGUCAGAAAACACAAAAACAUACAUAUUUUGAGCCCACAUCCGCAACAUCAAAUGUGAAGAAAGUUUCAAAAGAAGCUCUCAUCUUUGGGCCAUAAGAAGAAUGUGUAUAACAGUUGAUAAUGUUAUGUGUACAAUGUGCAACAGUUGAUGCAACUGUUGGCGCCCCGCUAUCGUUAUACAUAGUAUAACAGACCUCAACCGAAAACCCAAACCACCAAAAAGAAACAACUAUCUAUGUAUACAAUAUCGUUAAGAGCUAUACUGAUGGAUCAGUGUGUAUAUUGGGACUAUAUAUUGAUAGAAAGGGAUAUGGAUGGAUGGAACAAGAAACGCCAGCGAGAGCAAUGUUUACUGUACUGUACAGUUGUAAAAUAGUUUUUUGCGAUGCCUGAAACGUUGUUUGUAUAAAUGAAUGGAUACGAAAAUCAGUCCCUUAUUAUGCGAUGGAAAGAGUUACAUGAAAAAUUGUUGAAUUAUACUUAGUGCAGAAGCAGCCGAAAGAGAAGAAAGCAAAUGACGGAGAGUGGAUAGGAACGCUACAGCAAAUGCAAAGAGCGAGAGAUAGUGUUAAAGGAACUAUUGUAAUGUGUUUGCCUUGAAAUGAAAACAAAACUAACUAGAAAUGAAAUGACGGUGCUGAAAUGUUAAUUUUUUUUAAUCGAUCGUUAACGUUAAGUGUUACGUUAUAACGUUUGAGCGUGUAUGAGAGACAAGCUGUUAUACAUGGAUGGGACACUGCACUACAUACAUACUAAAUGCAAGAACAUAAACCAGCCAAUCCGUACCCAAAACAAAGUCUAAACUGAUAGCCACAACCAAGCAAUCAAAACAGAAGGAUGCAUUUCGUAGAGAUUGUAAUCGUAGCGUAAUCAGACAAUAUAUAAACCAUUCUCGUAACCGUAUUGACCAAACCCCAUAGUUAGAGACCGGAACCCAAGUAACUGAAUCGGAGCAACAACAAUCAAACUACAAUUUACUCCAGCCAAAACAAGCAGCAAUAGCAAUAGCCCAAUUUUGUGUUGUUUUGAGAUAGCUAUUAUCUAAUUUGUAACUAUACAGUUUUUUUUUUUUUGUAACGUAAAUAUUAAACUAAUUGAUAUUCCAUAGAGUUAGCAUUACGAAAUAGUUAGACGGACAGUCGACCACAUCAAAUCAAAGCCCUGAAAUCCCUAACGAUCCAACCCUUUUGUUUGUAUAACACUUGCUUCGGAGGCAGACAGUUCUAAAACAAAAAAAAAACACACACACACUAAAUGAAGAAAAUUAAGGCAAAUUCAACAUUUCGGCAAAAAGAAAAUCUAAAACACAAAACAUUUCGGUCAAAGAAGUAACAACAAAACGAAAACCUUUUUGAGCGGCACAUUAUUUUGGAACAAAUGACAUUGACAAAAUUUAUGGACAAAAACUCAAAGCCAACAAGAAGCGUAUACAAGCUUUAGGACAGCCCAAUUUUUAUGAAAUAUCACAUUUUCUUUGUUCUUUUUUAAGAAGAAACAAAAGAAAACAAACAGAAGCAGAAAAGAUGAAGAAAUUUGAAGAAGAUUGAAAAAGUAAUUAAAAUACCUCAAUGUAAGUGCAUUAUCUUCUACAAAAAACAAAAAAAAAAACAAAAAAACGAUAAAUAAAUACAAAAUAAUAACAAACUUGAGGAGCGUAAAAAUGGAUACAAAUGCUAAAACAUCCUAAUGAGUAAAAACAAAUCAUGAAGAACCACUCCUAAAAAUUAAAUGUAUAUUAUAAGCAACCAAAUAACAAAGCAUAAUGUUGAGAAAAAACAAACCAUAAGAAUCUAACCGGAACCGGAAGCAGAAUAAACAAGCUUUGGCGAAGUCAUAUCACCAAAUCGCACCGGAAAUAAAAACACAUCUUUAAAAAGACAAAAACAGGCGAAAGGAACUUUUUUCAAAAGUUACCCAUAGCCAAAAUCAAAACCAAAACGAAUCCGAAUCCGAACACGAACCGAAUCACAGCAACCAAUCAAACAAUCACUCACCCACCAAAAGCCCUACGCGAAAUAGUUUUGGGUCGAACUCGAACUCCCCACCCAGACCAUAUGUACCAUACCAACUGAAGCAGAUCAACCAAGAACUGAGGGAUAUAGGAGAUAUAGGAGCCAGGAAGUGAUUAGGAUGGGAUGGGAGGUGUAUAUAAGAAUGUUGCUGGGCAUUUACCAUUGAUCUUUAUAUACGAGUAUCAAGCCGCCGCUAUAUAUGUGUAUAUAUGCGAUAUAUAUGUGUAUGUUGAAAAUGCGUGACAUUAUGUUUUGUUAUACUUGUGAAUCUAUAUAUGUAUAUCUAUAUAUAUAUAUGUAUAUAAAUGUAAUCAAUUUCGCCACUUGUUUUUAACGAAUAAUUAUUCAAAUUAACAAUACCCUUUUUUUUAAAUUUUUUCAAAGGAAAAAGAAAUGUCCAAAGUUGUCAAUAUAAAUACCUAUACAUAUACAUAUAUAUCUAUAUAUAGAUAUGUGGAACUAUGCUUAAAUACGAUAUUUAUAAAGAACAAACGGAAUUUUUCUAAAAGAUUCCAAAAAAGGAAAGAACAAAGAAUUGAAAAUUAUUAUUCCAAAUGCUGAAUCAAAGAAAAGUCAGAUCGAUGAAAGGGACGAGUUAAUAAUUUAGCUAUAGCUCUGGUUUAUUUUGACAGGGGGUUUAACACGAUAAACAUAAAAUAAAUGAGGAUAAAGAUCGAGGUAACAACUAAAAAACUUGUGAGUUAGCGUGCGCGUUAAAAACGAAAACAAAGAUAAGAAUAAUGAUAAUGAUGUAGAAAGAGAACUCAGUUUGAAGAACGAAGAAAGAAAAGCGAUUGUGAGUUGUGUGAAAAGCAGAAACGAAAUUAUUUUUUAGUAUUUAGAGGCUAUUUUAUAUCGUUAUUAAAGCAGGUAGGCAAGUGAGGCAACGGUUAGGAAAAAAAGGAAGUGAAGGUUAAAAUGCCAGCAGUGAAUGUGGAACAAUGAAAGGCAGUUGAGCAAGAGCAAGUUAAAUUUUAACACAACGGGAAAUCGAAAUCGGAAAACGCAGAAAUUGUGCAAAAUUCUAAGAAACUAUCUAAUUUGGCAUGAGGGUAGCAUUUUAUAAAUCCCAGAGUACAGUUGACACCAAGUGUACAAAGCUUUUUGAGUACAAUCUACUUACAAGGUUGCCACCAUUUCCAAAUAUUGCAUUCUCGUAUAAUACAGUUUCAGUUUUCCAACAAUUUUCCUCCCACCCUUAUGCCGAUUUUGUGCAGUUUUUCUUCUCCGCGAACUUUGAAAAGAAUUGUCCCGUUGAGCAAAAAAAAAAAUUGGAAAAAUGAAAAAGAAUAAUGAGAAAAGUACUUUUUUGUGUUGUAAGUUGUGCCAAGUACUGAUAACGUUUAAGGUGUGAUAAACUCGUUUUUAAAUUUAACAACUAUUUAAACUAUAAAAACUACUUACUAAAACAAAACAAAAAAUUUAAAUUAAAAAAAAACUUAUUUUAAAAAAUGCUUUUGAUGUACAUUUUAUACACAAACACACACACACUCGCAAGAACCAACAUUACAAAAACACACACCAACCCACAAAAGUACUUUGACAGCCGAUUUCUUUGAAUUAGGAAAACAGGAAUAAAAAAACGCUAGGAAAAACAUCAGAAUUUGAAUAAUCACCGAUAAUACGAACAACAAUUUGCUUUGCUACAGGAAUUCAGAUGGCAUAAGUUAGUUUUGAUUUGUAACUAUAAUUUAACAUAAAACAAAAACAAGCAAGUUUGUACUCUUUAAAAAUGCAGUGAAAUGAUAUGAUAUGAAUGAAAGAAGAGGUAAUCGAUGACGAUGAAAAAAAAAAAUGAUAAACUCUUUUUACAAACAUAAAAAAUGUUAUGAAACACGUAUUAAGGAAGAAUACUUUUUUAAAAAGGAAUAUUUUUUUAUAUAUGUACAUAUAUAUAUAAAUAUUUACAAAUGAAAACUAAAUGAAUGAAAGAAAGAGAAAAACGUUUUUAGCGGUACAAACAUGAGUACAAAUCAAGUUUUAUUAUUUUCGAAUACAUUAAUUUUUUUUUUUUGUCUAUUAUGAAAGGGGAGUUUUUACCUAUCGGAAGGAGAUUUCUUUAGGCAUAUACAUAAAAUGAAGCGAAGUUGUUUUUUUCUUCAAUUGUUAGGCGCGUAAAAAUUAAAGAGCGAGACAGCAGCAACCAAGUUAGGUAGCCAGACAGAGAGAGAGGAACGAACAGUUGAUCAAUGAGACAUUCUAUUAAAGCGAAGAUAAGGAUUAUCGAUAGGGAUAACGAUAUAAAGCGAGUUUAACCAUAAGUCAAGCUGGACAACCGAAAAACCAGGAGCAGGAACAGCAAACAUAGAGCAGAACGAAUCAGAAGAACAGGCAGAGAACCGUAAGCCGCGCAGAGAAAGCAAGAAGAAAGCAGAGCAAAUAGCCCAAAAAACCAAGCCGCCACUCACACAGUAAAAAAAAAAGGAGAAUAUGACAAAUAAUUGAAAGUCGCAAGUAAUAAGAACGUAAACUAAACGAAGAGGAUUGAGCAAUCCUCGGGAUGAUAAAACAGCACAAGUUUUAAUCAAUUCAAAUUGGGGGUUCAUUAUUUUUUUUUUUAGUUUCGAAAAGAAUAUUGGACGCAAAAUCAGCUAAAAUCCAGAGCAGACGGAAAAGUUAGUCAGAAAAGCAGACAGAAAAGAUCUAAAAGGAAACUAAAAAACCAACUCACCCUGAAAUACGACACUAAAAAAACCAACCAACUAAAAUUUGAAAUCACGCGCAGAACGCAUGGAAUGAAACAGCGGAACGCGUGGAAAACGCAAGCGAUUCGCAACAACUAAAGGUACAAGAAAUCAGCAAAAAGCGAGUAAAACAAAAAUCGUAAACUGAAAACUAACUAAACUAAACCGAAACUGAAAAUAAAACAUUUUUGAGAAGAGAAAACAUGAAAUAAAACUUUCAACAUUUACUAUAUAUUUUUAGCAUUUAAGAUCCAAAAGUGGAAAAUAAUAAAAAAAAACCUAUUGUGUCAGCAGUAAGAAAAUGUACUAAAAAAGUUUACACAUACAAAACACACAUUUAAAAAAAAAACACAAAAAUUUAACAAAAUGAAACCCAAAAAAAAAGCGAUAAGCAUGAACUAAAAACACCCAACAACCGAAGGGAAAAUGACCCCAAAAAUUUUGAAAAAAACACACACCCCAAGAAACACUAAAUUCUUUAUGUAAAAUUCGAUAUGGAAAUCCCUAUUCAUAUUGUAUAUGUACAAUAGCAACAACGCAACAUCAAAAUGCAUUAAAAUGUUGUAUGAUGUAGACUAUGCAUUGGAACGAAACGAAACGAAACAAGAAAAGAGGAUAGAACGGAGAGGAUAAGGAGAGCAAACGAAACGAAAAAGAAUGAGAGAAAAGCGAAAGCAAAACUAGUUCAAAGAGUCUCUUUACCCCCGAACCACUGAGCUUUGUUUGUUUGUUUUUGUACAUUUCAAGCAUUUUGAAUAUACAUAUAUGCAUAUAUAUUUAAUAGACCUUAUUUAUACAUACAUUUAUAAUUUUUUAUUGUUUCGAUUUGUAAUAGAUUAUAUACGGUAAUCAACUGGAGACUGAGCUACAACAUAUAUUUAGUUACCGUUAUAUUUAUUGCAGAGACACACACACAUACAUACACUAACACCAACCCCAACACCCUACAUGCAAAAAAACAAAAAAAAAACACCCAUUCACCACCACCCACAUGCAACAUCAAACUAUAUUCUAUAACCAAAUUCUAACUAAAAACCUUAAUCUAUAAAAAAAAUAAGCAUGCAUAACGCUAUAUAAAUUAUAAAUCGAUAAGCCUGGCGUUGCGUAGUCAGUUUAUUGCAUUUUAUUUGGCAUAUUGAAAAAUGAUUUCCGUUUUAUCUUCCGUUGAUAUCUUACUACCCAUAUGGGAAUCAAUCUACGAUUCCCGCUUAUUUACUUUGAUUAUUUUAUAAUUUUGUUGUUGUGUAUAUCAUUUUGCCGCCCUCGUCAACCAACCAAACACUCCACUUCCAUAUUCCUAUGUCCCCAUAGUCCCUCCAAAUCCGAACCCCACAUCCAGCCACCCAAUCAAUUCCAUUUAAUCAGACCUCCCCCCUUCUCACUUCUCCAGCGCCUGGUUUGCCUGUGUGAUAGUAGUUUAUAAUUAAAACCAUCCGCUGGGCACCCAACUCCCCUCAUGGGACCUUAAGCAGUCCCCCCCCCCCUUUCACCAGAACCCUAACCUGCACACAUCAUUUUUUCAAUUUUUGAACGGCGAGCAAACUAUAUAGAAACCACUUUACACAUAAUAUACUAAAGCUUAAAACAAAAAAAAACAUAAAAUUAAAGAUGAAAACUUACAAAAAAAUACCACUAUUUUUACAUUAAUUAUUUUUAAAUUUAUCCUUAUCUUUACCUAAAUUAGUUUAGAGCUUUUUUUUGCGUCGUCUACAUUUUACUGUUAAGUUCAUUUAAUCUACACAUAAUCUACAUGAGGAUGAUGUGACGACACCAGAUGUAUCUACACUGUACAUUGUAUCUACAUUACAGAGCUAAAAUAUCUAUAAAUAUUAUAAAUAUAACAAAAAAAGAGUAAAAUAUUAUUAAAAACACAAAAAAAAAAACAAAAAUAAUUCGUUCCUUGGUUGUUUUUAUUUUCGUUGUAGUUCAGUAUUUUUGAUUUUCAGUAACUGGUUUUCCUCUCUCCUUUCCAAAUCGGCUUCGAUUCCGAAAUCCUAUAAUCCCGAUCGUUUCGAGAGGCUUUCGAUGUUGUCCCUGUACCCAGACAUACAUAUAUUAAUGAUCCGUAACCCCCUAUUCAAACAGUUGUCUAAAUUAUUAAUUUAAUGUGAAUUUGAGAAGAGCUAAAGUCGUCAGAUAAAUUCAAAUAGCGUGUGAGUACAUACAUAGAUGUAUACCUAACUAACAACACCGAUCAUAUAUAUGGAGUACACUAAACUAACAUAACCUAACGUAAACUAAAAUAAAGAAUAAAUGAAUGAAUUAACUACCUCAGCUUUGAAUAUUUCUAUAGAAAUGUUAUUAAAUGUAUUUGAAAAGCGUAAGAGAUAUACAAAUGCAAGAUGCCGCCAGAUCGAAAGAUAGUUAAUAAAAAGAAAGACAGAUGGAACAGAACAAUGUCAAAGAAUACAAGUUUUAGAGCUGCAUUUAUAUAGUAUCAGAUCGAUAAGGAACAUAGUAACAAAAUCGUAAAACAAAACCAAAAAAAAUAUAUUAAGUGUACGUUUUGCAUAUUCCUAUAUAGUUAACUAAACGUAAAAGCAAGAUGGGUAAACAUGAAUACUACUAUAACAAUCAUUUUGCGUCCAUUUUUGUUGUUUCCUAUACAAGAAAAAAUUAAAUAAAAACAAAAACAAACCACAAAAAAAAAAAAUAAACAAAAAAAAAGCGAACGAAUAAAUCACACAAAUAGGAUGAAAACAAAACUAUAUUCCCAAUUACAUUGUAUAACUGUCUUUUAACCACAAGCAAAACGCUAACACAAUCGGUACACGAUAACCAAUAUACUAUACAUAUAUCAAAUAUCCACUCUGUGUAUGUUUUGUAUCUGCCAUGGAAUAUGUACCCGAAAGUAAUCUAGAUAACCACGUAAAGGACAUAGGACUCGAUGUCUAGAUGUGUCGUCAUAGUUUAGAGGCCCCAGUAUUUACUAGCCAGUACUUUGCAUUUGUUUGCCUUUAUCUUUUACCUUUACCAUUGCCUUUAAAUUAACCCCUCUGUCCAACCAACGAAAUUCAAAAGAAAGGGUUCUUCAUUUGAUUACCAUACCCCUCAGCACGCCCAAAACUCCUAGUAUUCUGGCCUGUCCCAGGGUGCUGAUUCAAAAACUAGAGAUAUACAUAGGUGUAUACAUAACAUACUAAUCUGCGUAAGAUGUUUUCCCCAUUUCGGUGUAACUAAAUGUUAAUAUUGCUAGCGCUCAAUACGAAAUUACCGUAUACAAGACCCACAUACAGCAAAUAAAAAGACACAAAAGCUUACUAAAUUGUAUCCCAAGGCCAAGGAAAAUAUUAGAAAACCAGAUAUACAACUAACUCAAAUACAAUUUUGUGAACAUGUGAAAAACAAAUCGAAAAGAAAUUUACUCAAU
Drosophila melanogaster (fruit fly) is the source of this 12045-nucleotide messenger RNA. RefSeq names its product IGF-II mRNA-binding protein (gene Imp). The record is from RefSeq and is marked reviewed. Gene Ontology annotation, molecular function: nucleic acid binding; RNA binding. Gene Ontology annotation, biological process: regulation of gene expression. The transcript has 7 exons. NCBI's taxonomy places the organism in Eukaryota, Metazoa, Arthropoda, Insecta, Diptera, Drosophilidae. Bases 1124 to 2845 code for a protein of 573 amino acids. Gene Ontology annotation, cellular component: cytoplasm.